Messenger RNA from Musca domestica (house fly), 10181 nucleotides. RefSeq lists its product as uncharacterized. Gene Ontology annotation, molecular function: mRNA binding. The record is from RefSeq and is a predicted model, not a curated record. The coding region runs from base 548 to 3643 and encodes 1031 amino acids. Lineage: Eukaryota; Metazoa; Arthropoda; Insecta; Diptera; Muscidae. The transcript has a single exon. Gene Ontology annotation, cellular component: nucleus.
CCCCCCCCCCCCCUACGUUUACGUUGGGCGCCAUUUGGUAGCAGAAAGUGAAAGUGAAACACAAAACUCUAAUGGUUUUGCUAUUGAAUUUCCCAUGUUGUUGUGGUUUUGCAUUUUGCCCAUAACGGAAUUGACAUUAAGCGCUGUGUUGUGAACUUUAAAUUGACUUUGGACCAAUAACCCGAGCUUAUUUGUUGGAGUGCAAGGCAAAAAAAAAAAAAAAAAAUAAAUAAAUAAAAAAAGAAAUAAAAUCACUAUCGACCGGGCAAACUAACAAUGUUUGGUUCACACGAUUCCAAAUAAAGAGAAAUACAAAUAAAGCAAGAAAAUCCACAAGUUUUCCCAGCAAUUGCCAGCCAACAAAAAGCCAACAUUUUGAUACUCACAAAAAGAAGAAAGAAACCAAAAAGGAAAACUAAAUUGGAAUAAGGAAAAAAUUUGCAAUCUAAAAAAAUCAAUCACUGCAAAAUUACAAUUUUUGUUUCUUAUAGAAACGUAAACGUUUAAAUUAAAUCAAUUAAAUUAUUAAAAAAAAACUUAUAUAAAAAUGAGUGACCAGGAAAAAUCUGCCACCACUCCACCAAGCAUACCCCAAGCUGAGGAGAUAAUAGAUCUUAGCCGUAGAGAUUCUAAGGCAUUGUUGGAAUCUGAUGAUCAAUGGCCUGAGGGCGAAAGGGAAGUGUGUGAGGUACGCAGCCAACAUAUUAAGAAUGGACACACCUUCACGGUGACCACAGUGCGUACAGAGACAACAACCAUGACCAGCACUGAGACCAGCCUGGAAAGCAAUCUCAAGGAUGGAAGUGGUGAUCAGCUUAAAGCCAUACCUGUGAGCAGUGGGGAAAAACCCCAGGAAAGAAAAAUGGUGGAAAUGGAUGAACAGCCUUGUUGCAGCAGCAGUUCCUGUUCAUCACCGGAACACUCAAAUAAAGCCAUUGUACCACUCUCCUCAUCAUUGCCCUCCAAGCUGCUGAGAUUCCAUGCCAAACGUUCGGCCCAGGCCCUGUUGCAUCAAGUUGAAUCACAAAAUCAAUCCAUGGAUUCACAAUUUGGCAGCGAUGAAGGUAUGCCAGCCGGUGGCACCGGUAACAGCAGUGAUGAUGAUAGCUGCCAUGAGAGUAUGGGAGCCUCGGCACCACCCAUGUCUCCACCACCACCACGUAACUCACCAUCGGAAAACGGUGAUGAAAAAAUCGAUGUAGGUAUGGGUUCUUCCAUUGAAGGCUCCGAGGAGUCUGAAGAAGACGACGAACUGAAACCUUUGGCUGUGGAUAAUCAUGUCUUACAUGAUAUCGAUUUGACGUCGUCACCAACACGCAACUCUCCACUCAGUCCCAUGGCUGAUACGAAUUUAACCACCAGCACUAGCACAACUACCACGGCAGUAUUAAGUGAGGCUAAUUUAGAAAAAUUCCGUAAAAAUCAAACCGGAUCUCAUCAACUUGCACAUCCGCACAUGGAUAAUAUAUAUUUACAUCCUAACUUCAAAUACGACAUUGCAGCUGAACCAAGUAUCACCAGUGCACCCAUCAAUGCGGAACAGAAACGGGUACAUCGUUCCUUUUUAACUAUGAAAAAAUCGGAAGCGCCCGCAGCAGAGCCAGCCAAUUCAGUGGUGUCUCAGGCCACCACAGUUUCCGCGGACAAUAAGCCCUUGGUCAAUGAAAUUGAUACGCUGGAUCCAUCUCUGAUACCCAGCGAUGAGCUGGCCUGUGAAAUUGCCGAGGCAGUAGAAUUUUAUUUCUCCAAUGAAUCUAUACUCAAGGAUGCCUUCCUCUUGAAACAUGUCAAGCGUAAUAAGGAGGGAUUUGUGAGCCUAAAAUUGGUCUCCAGUUUCAAACGGGUACGCCAACUGACCAAGGAAUGGAAGGUGGUGGGAAAUGCCGUUCGACGUAAAUCACAAAAAAUCGAGCUAAAUGAUUUGGGUACCAAGGUAAGGCGUAUCGAACCCUUGCCAAACUUUGACGAGACCAUGCCUUCUCGCACCAUAGUGGUGUGUGAUUUGCCCCUGGAUAAACUAACCAUUGAAAAGGUAUCGGAUCUUUUCUCCAAGUGUGGUGAAAUUGCCUUGAUACGUAUCCUGAAACCGGGCAUGGCUAUCCCCGUGGAUGUUCGUCAAUUUAUGAACAAAUAUCCGGAAAUGCAACAGAAGGAAUGUGCUUUGGUGGAAUAUUUGGAAUCGGCCUCAGCUCGAGAGGCCCGCAAUUUACAAGGUCCCUUUAAGGUUUACGAAAUGGUGGCGCCCAAGAAGAAGACCGGCAAAAAGGCUGUCAUACAAGUCACCGCCCCCGUGGUGCGCAUGGUGGAAAAUUAUCGCUACUUCAAUGAUCACAACUAUGAACGGACCCGAGGCGGAAGCUUCAGUGGUGGCGCGGUGGCUCAUGAUUUUGAUUUGCGUUAUCGUUUGAAACGUAACAACUCCGAUUUCUCGGCUAAAACUUAUCCUACGGAAAUACCCAACACCUAUAUUGGUAGCGGAGGACCACAACAGUUCCAUGGACAUGCUCCGGCGUAUAAUGGAGCACAUCGCGGCAGUUUUGCUGCCAGUGAACCUCAACAUCAAAGUAUGAAUUCGGGUCCAGCUCCCAACGUUGGACAUCAUCAUUACCAUUAUCAACCUAGGGGCAGCAUUAGCCAGGAGUCUACGCCACAAAGCCCCAUUUCACCGGGUACCAAUGCCAAUUACUUUGCCUACAAUCCUAGGCGUUAUAGCAACACAUCCACAAUUUCGGCCAAUACGGCUGCCAAUAUGAAUGCCACAAUGGAACAUACCAAGCCGUUACACCAUCAGCACAGCAAUUCCGGUUUGGUGAACAGCGGCUCGGGUUCAAAUCUGCAGAGACGUCUCUCAAACUGUUCCCAGGAAGGAGGUGGCAGUGGCUAUGCCGAAAUGGUCAGACGCACAUCCAACUGUUCGGAUAAUGCCCCACAGAGACGCGACUCAAACUGCUCGGACAACUGUCCCUGUUCGAGACGUGUUUCCGAUUUUGCACAAAAUUCGGAGGUUUAUCGCAAAUCUUCUUUGGGUUCGGUGGGCAGCAACAGUGAGCGCCGCUUCUCAAAUGGUUCAAUGCAGUUUGAGCGAACCUUUUCGAAUGCCAGCGACAUUAAUAAUGGCAACAGCGGUGGCAAUAACAACAACAGUUAUCAUCGUCGCAUGUCAAAUGACUUCAAUUUGGAUCGCAAACAAUCGCUCGAUACUCAACCGGGUUCACCCUAUGAAGAUCCCAAUGUGGGUGGAGGUGGUGGCGGCUACAAUGUCUUCCCCAGACGUUAUUCGAACAAUUUCAACAACAUCAGCAGUAAAUUGGCUCAAUAUGAUAAUGCUCAGUAUAUUGGAGGACGUCGUAUAUCCACCGAUUCGGGUUAUGAUCGUCGUUGUUCGUUUGGUUCCGAAUAUGAGGGAUCUCCACGCUCACGUACCGGCAGCUUUUUGAAUAGCUAUAAACAUGGACCAAAUGAUUAUGAUGGCCAGCCACGCUCACGUACCGGAAGUUUUAUUGAUGGCUCACCACGCUCACGUUCCGGUUCGUUUGCCACCCGUGCUGCCGAGCAUUUGGUGCGUACUCCCAUGGGACCGGAUGGCAGCAAGGGUUUUGGCUUUCGGGCACGAAAACUGGAACAAACUAUUGGCCCCGUCUAGAGAGGAGGAGAGGGGUAUCGUUUGAAUGAUUGGGGAAACCUGGGGAUUUUUUUUUUGAUUCUAGACAUGGGUAAGAAUAAAAUGGUAAGAUUUUUUUUGCGUAGCAACCUACAUAAUUUUUAGUAACGAAAGUGUUCAUGUUUGUAUGUAUUAUGUAGUUUACUUUGUUGUUGUUAAUUAUUGUCUUUUUUAACGGAUAAAUAGGGUUAGUGAGACGAAAAAGAAACAAAAUCUUUUAAAAGAAAUGAAGAAAGAAAAUCAAUGGCUGUAAAUUCCUCUAAAUCCUCCCCGCCAAUUCACAUAGAUUUUGUUAUUAUUAAAUUGUUGAUAAUUGUUUUUGUUUCUUUUCGAUACGGGUUUUGAAACCGCGCACGCACCUUUGUUAUUUUAUUAUUUUUUCCUUACGAAUUUUACCAAGAGUUGUGGGAAAAUUGCAGUAUUUUAGAAUAGUAAAAAUAAUCAUUUGUUUAGUUUUAUGAAUUUAUUGUUUUUAUAUUUUAGUCUUAGAUGAACGACAACAACAACCACAAUCAAUUGGCAAAUAUAUAGGCAAUAAAUUGAAUAUUCUAUGAAAGGAUUUGGAAUUGAAAUGAAAGUUAUAAGGAGGACAAUGAACGAUAGUGUAUGAAAAAUUGCAGACCAGUUUUGGUAAAGAUUUAAAUGAUUUGAAAUAGAAAAUGGUUUUUGAGUGUGAAAAGUUAUAGAAAUUUUAGAAAUUCUCAGGUAUUAGUUUUUAGAAGAAAAAAAAUGAUUUUGAAAUUGGUUUUUAAAAAGUGUAUUUUUAGUACAUGGUAGAAUUAUCCAGGUAACCUUGUUUAUUUAAAUUUGUAAUGCCAUUAAAAUUACGGAAAAUCCAGAGGAAGGCAACCGUGAAAUAAUUGUACCAUGGCAUAGUACACUGAAAAUUUUAAAUUUAACAUAUUUCGAAUUUACAACAAGUCUCAAGAUUUUUUAUUUUAAAUAUAUUGUUUUACGAUUUAGAGAUUUUAUUUACAUAUGAUAAGAUUCAUUUAGAUUUUAGUUAAUAUUGAAUAGUUUGAAAGCAUACACAGGUUUAACAGACUUUGUUUAACAAAUACAAGGAAGUUUCAUUAACCCUUAUUUAACCUUUGUAUUCGUAAUUGAGUCACAUUUCCACCAAAUCGUGGUAUUGACCAAAAAGUAGUAGACGUUUUUUUUUUUUUCCAAAAUUCAAUUUAUCGUUUUUGUGUAUUUUAAGAAUAUUUUUUCCCCACGAAUACAAAAUGAGAAUUAAAUAUGUGAGUUUUGCGGUAACGCAUAUGAAAUUCUAGAAAUUUGGGGGUUUUAUUAAGACAAUUAUCCAGAUUCAUAAUUAGAAGCCCUGUAAUCGGACUCUAAGUUUUUAAUAAAAUAUUCUACUUUAAUGGUUUUCUAACUUGUUGACACUUCUCAAAGGAUGUAUGUAUAGAAGACCUUCAAAGUAAUCCAUAGAAAAUAUAUUAGGUCUUUAGGCAAUAAAUCUUCACUACUUAUGCCCCUGAGGCAACUCCGAAGCCUAUAUUAUAAAUUCCAACAAUAUCCAUUGGAAAGUCUUGUUGAAAAUAGUACAACAUGGAACGCUUUUCGAUUCAUAAAGGUUAAGAUUGUGAAACGUGUAGGGAUAUGUAAGUCGACUUUCGAUAAAUCGAUAAUAAUCGAAAAUAAUCAAAGUAAACUCUUGUCUGUGAUAAAAUUCACACAGUCGACGGGUCAUGAACGGUUUGUGAAUUUGAGAUCUUAGGAUUUUGAACAAUUUCUCAUUUAAAUCAGAGACACAAUUAGAAAAAAGUCAGAAAAAUAGGCAACUAUGAGGGAUAAAUAUGCUAGUUUUGGCAACUUAUAUGAAACUUCAUAAAGAUUCUUUCACUAUCAGAAGUUCUGUAAACAGACCCCAAUUUAUUCAUAAAAUAUUUGGCAAUGGUCUUCUAAUUUCUUACAUUUUUUUUAAAUGAUAUACAUCCAUAGAAGACUUUUAAAAGACAUCUAUAGAUAUCAAUCAUUAGGCCUAAAGGCAAUCAAUAUUCAUUACCAGCGCCCCUAAGAGAAAUUCGUAGCCUAUGUUGAACGUUAUACAUAAAUCCAGUAAAUUUUUUAAUUUUAUUGAGUAUGUGUCAGAUGAAAUUUACUUGAUUUUGAAUUUGACGUAUGCGCAAUGGAAUUGAUAUUUGAAAUCCUCUGGAAUUAGUAUGUGUAAACAUGCUCUCAACUACAAUGGUAUGCGUUGGCAACUCUAAUCACAACAUGGAACGCUUUUAUGCUUAUGGAGGUUAACAUUGUGACAGGUGUAGAGAUACGUAAGUCGACUUUCGAUUCACGAUCUCUGGUGCUGAAAUGUCUGAAAAACUGGAAGUGUCAAAUUUUCACAAAAUUAAGCCAGAUGUAUUGGGACACAUUGUCCGAUUUUAUUGUGUCAUCAAAUUUCCUCCUCAAGACCCAAGACAGAAUCAAUGUGUCAUCGUAAGCAAUGCGUUUGGUGUUGUCAAAACAUCAGUAAUCAUAUGGAAGUAACAAAAGUGUUGCCAACCAUCGAGCUUCACGAAAAACAACGACCACAGUGAACUUUUGAUUCUGUCUUGGCUUUUACUUUCGUUAAAUAACCAUGAGAUCGAAAUAGCGGUUCAAUGGAUCAGUACAGGCUAUGCGAUGAUAUGGAGGGAAUAUAUACCUACAUUGGCAUUGUCAAAUGCUGUACCACUCAAGAAUUUCAAAGGCCUUUGAUAUAAAAUAUUUCACUUUUUUGAAUCUUAAAUAAAUCCCCAUAAAAGUCAUCCCUGAGGGGGCAUCACCACUUGUACGAAAAUACGUUGAUUUAACAAAAAUUGAAUAAUUUUUCAUUCAAAAAAUGCAUUGAGAAUUUAUUGCUCACCCAGCAGUGUAAAUCAGGCAGAUUUUUUCUGAGAUAACAUUUCUCUUGCAAUACAAUAGUGUUGCCAACUAUAAGAAAAGGACUCAAGGGAACGCAGAGAAAUCAGCUGAUAUUUUUUUCACCGGUAGAAUUAAUAUAUUUCUGUUCUGCCAAAAAUGUAUCAGUUAAACAAAUAAAUUUACAUAGGCUAAUGUUAAAAAUAGGCCGUUGUAUUGCAAGGUAUAUUCACAUGUAAGUUAAUAAAAGAUUUCUGCUUUGGGAAUUUUCCAGCCCAAUAUCGAAUAAAAAUAUUAUACUUCAAUUGAAAACAACAAAUAAUAAUAUUAGAAAAAAUUAACAAUUCAAAUAUACAAAACUAAUUAAAAGAAGUAAUUGGCAGACAAAGAUAAUUGGUCAUGUUGAGUUUUUGAAAAAAAUAAUACAAAUUUUUAAAAAACUAUUAAAAUUCGCAAAGAUUGUAUUCAAAAUAAUGGAAUGAAUUAUCAUAAAAAAUAUGAUUAACGAUUAUAUUACAAAUAUUAUUAUGAUAUCAAAUAAAACGAAAUGAUAAAAAAAACCGUGGCCGAAGACUAAUAGUACGUUUACACCUUACAAAAUUUACAAAACCCAGUGGAAUUGAAUUGCCAAUUUCAUUGCAUAUACAUAAAAUAAAAUUACCUUUAUGUAGAGAUUAACCUGGCAAACAGCUCUAAUGUAAACAUACGAUAAUAAUUUGGUCAUAAUAAUAUAACCAUUAAUGUCACGGAAAUAAAAAAAGGAUUAUUAAUUUGAGGAGACAAAUCAAUUGAUUUUGAUCUUCUAACCACGAAAUAUAGACAAAACAAUUUUUUGGUAGAGAAUCGGACAUAACGAGGUCCAAAAGAUUUAUAAAUAAAAUCUGAAAUGAAAGAAAUAAAAUAAUUUAUUAAAUAGGCACUUAGCCUAAAUCUCGACAUACGACAUAACCUAGAUUUUUAGAUUUAUUAUUGAAUAUAUUUUCUAACAAUUGAAACAAUACUGCAAAUUUCCCUCAAAAUUUGAUAUUAAAUUAUAAACUUUUUUUCAUAGGUUUUAUUGUUAACAUUUAAAAUAAGAUAAACAACAUUAUUUAACAAUAAGAACAUUAACAAUAAAAUAGUUGUGAAAAUUCUUAAAUUUACAAUAUAUGUUAAAACUUAUAAGAAUUUAUAAUUAUUAUUCAUACUUUUAUAAUUAUUUAAAGAUUUACAUAUUUUUACACGAAAAAUUACAUGAAUUAAAAAAAAACGACAUGAAAAACUUCAACACAAUUUCCAAGAACAAAUCAAAAUGUGUUAAAAAAUUACAACGAAAAAUUGGCAUUGAUUUUGUACUUAAUUGGAAGUUUUUUUGCAAAAGAUAAUCGAAAUUCUUAUCAUUAGUGGAUCCAAAUACCUUUAAAAUUCAUGGGGUUUCAAAAAAUAGUACAUUUACUUUUUUUGUAGUACAAAUCAAAUUGGUAUCACAUUUCCUUGGUUAUAUAAUGUAUAUAUUUAUUUAUAUACACAAUGCCAUACAUAUUUAAAUUAAUUAAUUUUUUUGUCUUCCUUAAGACAUUUAUGUGUAAUAUAUAUAAUUUUUUAAAUUCAGCAAUUGAAUUUUCAGAUGGAGUGAGAUUUUGAAAAUGGCCAAAGAGGAGAAUCGCGGUAAUGUAAUUUUUCUUAAUAAUUUAUUAUUUUUUUCAUUUCAGGUUCCAUGUUUUCCGAAUAAUUUCCUUAAAAAAUCCCAACUCCAUAUUAUUCCCAGCAAAAUUCCAUUACAUUCCAGUUUUUCCUUCCCAAUCCCAAUGAUCCUUUCCCACACCAUAUUCCAUUGCGCUCCCAUGAUCCUUUCCCAUCCCAAAGUCCCUUCCCUACAUCCUUUUCCUUGUAUUUGAAGACUACAUGGAACAGGUUAUAUAAAAAAUAGCUCAAACUGCCUUCAAAAUUAAAAAUAAAUUUUAAUUCGGAAAAUUCAAAUCAUUCCAUUUCUAUAGAUUUUUUAUGAGAACAUUUUUAUUUUUGUGCCACAGGAAACCAUACAGGGUGAGAUAAAAAAAACUGCAACAAAGUCAAAUUCCAUAAUUUUUACAAUUUUUUUUUAAUUUUAUUGAAUGAAAGCAAUAAAUGUCAGAAGUGGCAUUAAAUUUCAGAAUAAGUUUAGAUUUGUUCGAACUGGUCACCUUUGGCACGAAUUAUGGCCUUCAAGCGGCCAAUGAAACCAUCACACGCUGCCCGAAGCGUUUGCUUGAGGCGAUCGAUACUUUGGUAUUAUUUAGUGCCAACCUUGCUUUCCAAAAAUAUUCCAGACACAAUAGUCCAACGGAUUGCUGUCCGGAGAUUUUGGUGGCCAUUGUGAGCUGGAAAUGAAGCGAGGAACCUCAUUUUGUAACCAUUCUUGGUUGGCGCGUGCUGAGUGCGAUGGUGCUGAGUCCUGUUGGAAUGUCCAAGGUCUGCGGCCGAAAUGUUUGCCUGCCCAAGGCUUUAAUACACCCUCCAUAAUAUUUUCCCUGUUGGAAUAUCCAAGGUCUACCGCCAAAAUGUUUGAGUGCCCAAGGCCUUAAUACACCCUCCAGAAUAUUUUCGCAAUAAUAUUCGGCAUUUAUUCUGAUGCCACGGUCGAUUAAUAAGAGCCGAGAGCAGCCGAAGGUACACAUUUUCAGCUGACCUCUUUGGCAAGUAAACACGAUCAUUUUGUUUGUUUACAAACUGCUGGACAUCGAAUGUUUUCUCAUCGGAAAACCCCAAAUUCGGCGGUUCACCACUUUCGGCCAAGCGAAGCAACUCUUUAGCUCUUUUGAGUCUAUUCUCUUUCUGUUGCGGUGUAAGUUCUUCCACUUUUUGGAAUUUCAAUGGCUUUACCCCGAGCUCUUAUUUCAAAAUUUGCCGAAUGGAAUGUUGCGAUAUGUUCAGCCACUGCGACGCGGGUUUCGAUCAAGUCGCUUCUUUACUUUUCCAACCAUUUCUGCUGAUGCUGUUUUCUUCCGUCCACUUUCUUGAAGUCGGUCGGGCUACGCUACCAGUAGCACGGUAACGAGUGAUUUAUUCACCAAAAUACUUUUGCACGUUUGUAAACAAUAUAAUGAGCUGUCACUUGGACAAUUUUAACAGCUGUCGGACGAGUAGCUCAGAAAUGACAGCAGUCUGAAGUUGGUUGCAGUUUUUUUCAUCUCACGUUGUAUUAAUUAAACAAAAUAAUUUCCAAUCGGGUCACAUUAUUAGACAAUUAUUAUUAAACAAUUAUUGUUAUUUUUUAACAAAUAUUAAAUAAUUAAUUAAAGUUUUCCUUGAUUUUAGUGUUUCAAAAUUAAAAAAAAAAAAUGCAAAUCCUUUUUUUUAAAUAAAUACUUCUCUUUGCCAUUUUCGAAAUAUCACCCCUAUCUCUCUAUCACUCUCUCGCUUACGAUCUUAUUUGUGUUCAUUGUUUAUUAAUUUUCAAUAUAUGAUUCUAAGGUGCCAAUUAAAUAAUAAUAAAUAUAAAUAAAUUGUUAUUAUAAUAUCAAACAAUUGUUAUUGUUAUUCACAUUCAUUAAGUAAAUAUUUUGAGCUAAGAUUUAUUUUUAUUAUAUUUACCUUAUUCUCUUUAAAUUCUCAUACCGUAUAUAAUAUAUUUAUUUUUUUCGAUUCUUUUAUUAUAAUAUAAAUAUUUCUUAAUUAUAAGUAGGUUAAUAAAUAGUUUUUUCAAUUAGAUUUUAAU